AUGCAUCUAGAGAACAAAGAUGGUGGGCUGACCUCUGGUGUGCUGGAGAUGGAGCUACAUCAGUCAUCUGCUCCUAUGUGUGCUGGCCUGGGAAGGCCAGGGCUGGCGGUACCUGCCACCAGCAACCGCAGGCUACUGCAGGGAGUCAACAGGGUAGACCCCACAUCCCCCUACUCCAGCAGGGCAACUGGGCAGAGCUGCUUGGCUUCUGUGGACCAGGAUUUUGGUUCAUUCCUCACAGAGCAGAGGUCUCACUCUUUACCUCAGUUCUCCAACUCCAGGUCAAAAGACCCCUGCUUUACAGAAAAUACCCCUUUGCUGGGAAAUUCCUCACAAGAGAAAGGGUCAUGGGGCAUGCCUAUUUGCCAUCCAGAGUUUAUCACUGCUGAAGAAUCUUGGGGGAACAGCUCAGCUGAGUGGGAUGGAGGAUCUCUGCUGAGCAAAGACUUGGCUGGUUCCUCUGGAUCUGCCUCCCAAGAGAAAGGGGAGCUUCUGGACAGUGCUCACAUCAGGUCCCGUCUUUUGAAACUGAGGUGCUGUAUACGGUGGCUGAAAGUUGCAAGCCUGUUUGUCUUUGUGGUGGUGUGCUCUAUUUUAUUCAGCCUGUAUCCAGAUCAAGGAAAGUUCUGGCAGUUGUUGGCUGUGUCACCCCUGCAAAGCUACUCUUCAAACCUCACCAGCCAUGUGGACUCCACACUGCUCCAGGUGGACCUGGAAGGGGCCCUGGUGGCCAGUGGCCCAAGUCAUACUGGAAGAGAAGAACAUGUUGUGGUGGAGGUGACCCAGGCCGAUGUUCCAGGCUCCAGGCGGCGGCGGCCACAGCAGGUCACUCAGAAUUGGACUGUAUUUUUAAAUCCGAGAAGAAGUGAGCGCUUGGUGGUGAGCAGGACCUUUGAGAUACUGAGCAGAGAUACUGUUUCUAUCAGCAUUCGAGCCUCUGUCCAGCAGACCCAGGCUGUUCCUCUUCUGAUGGCUCAUCAGUAUCUCCGUGCAAGCAUAGAAGCACAAGUGAUCAUUGCUGUGGUCAUCCUUGCUGGGGUCUACAUGCUGAUUAUAUUUGAGAUUGUUCACAGAACACUGGCAGCCAUGUUGGGUUCCCUUGCAGCAUUAGCAGCGCUGGCUGUGAUUGGAGACAGACCCAGCCUGACCCAUGUGGUGGAGUGGAUUGAUUUUGAGACCUUGGCCCUGCUAUUUGGCAUGAUGAUCUUAGUAGCCAUAUUUUCAGAAACUGGAUUUUUUGAUUAUUGUGCUGUAAAGACAUACCAGCUCUCUAGGGGAAGAGUGUGGGCCAUGAUCAUCAUGUUGUGUCUCAUUGCCGCUGUCCUGUCUGCCUUCCUAGACAAUGUCACCACAUUGCUGCUUUUUACUCCUGUGACGAUAAGUCCCCAUGUUCCCUUUGCUGGUGUGCCCUGGUCCAGCCCGUGCAUCCUCCAGGACUGUGGUGCUCAGUGCUCAUGGCUAUGGCUAUGGCUUUUCCUUGUGGCCAUGGCUAUGGCAGGAGCAGUGGCGGCCAUAGAAAUAUACAUGGAAGUCACCAGACAUGGUUCCCCAGCAUAUCAUGGCCCUUCUGUGCUUGGACCCACCAUGUCCUGGUACUUGGUCAUAGGGAAACACAUACUCCCUGAGUGUUCAUGGGAGCAAGAUCUCUUAGGAUGGUUCUUUGUUUGUGGGAUUUCCAGUACUGAACAGGGCCUGGACUUCGCAGGAUUUACUGCACACAUGUUCGUUGGGAUUUGCCUCAUUCUACUGUUCUCCUUUCCACUCCUCAGACUCCUUUUCUGGAACAAAAAGCUUUAUAACAGGGAGCCCAGUGAGAUUGUUGAACUGAAGCACGAGAUCCACGUCUGGCGCCUGACUGCGCAGCGCAUCAGCCCGGCCAGCCGAGAGGAAACAGCGGUUCGGGGCCUGCUCCUGGGGAAGGUGCAGGCACUGGAGCACCUGCUGGCCCGAAGGCUGCAUACCUUUCACAGACAAAUCUCACAGGAAGAUAAAAAUUGGGAGACCAAUAUCCAGGAACUCCAGAAAAAGCACAGGAUAUCAGACAGGAUUCUGCUCACCAAAUGCCUGAUGGUGUUGGGAUUUGUUAUCUUCAUGUUCUUUCUCAAUUCAUUUGUUCCUGGUGUUCAUCUUGAUCUUGGGUGGAUUGCUAUUAUGGGUGCCAUCUGGUUGCUAAUUUUAGCUGAUAUCCAUGAUUUUGAGAUAAUUCUACACCGAGUGGAAUGGGCAACUCUUCUGUUCUUUGCAGCACUUUUUGUUCUAAUGGAGGCACUGGCACAUCUCCACUUAAUAGAAUAUGUUGGAGAACAGACUGCUUUGCUAAUAAAGAUGGUCCCAGAGGAUCGGCGCCUCACAACUGCCAUCAUCCUGGUGGUCUGGGUCUCAGCCAUUGCAUCAUCCUUGAUUGACAACAUCCCAUUUACCGCUACAAUGAUUCCUGUACUCCUGAACCUCAGCCAAGACCCUGAGGUCAGCCUGCCUGCACCACCACUCAUGUAUGCCCUGGCCCUUGGCGCCUGCCUGGGAGGUAAUGGGACACUGAUUGGAGCAUCGUCAAAUGUAGUUUGUGCAGGAAUUGCUGAGCAGCAUGGAUAUGGAUUCUCUUUCAUGGAAUUUUUCAGGUUGGGCUUCCCAAUGAUGGUUGUCUCCUGCACAGUUGGGAUGUGUUACCUCCUUGUUGCUCAUGUCGUGAUGGGAUGGAAUUAA
Molecule: messenger RNA, 2703 nt
Organism: Puma concolor (puma)
Lineage: Eukaryota; Metazoa; Chordata; Mammalia; Carnivora; Felidae
Source: RefSeq, a predicted model, not a curated record